AUGCCCUACAACAACACUCCGAUUGCGCCAAAUAAGGAAAUCACCGGCCAUGUGUCGCUUCCUCUCGCACGCGUGCAAAAGAUAAUCCAAGCGGACCCCGAACGCAUCACGACCUCCAAAAAUGCCGCCUUCGCCAUCGCACUGGCCACAGAAAUGUUCAUCCAGCACCUCGCAACCACCACACACAAUGUCGUCAAAGCGGAGCGUAAGCCGCGCCGCAACAUACAAUACCGCGACGUGAGCAGCGCGAUAUCUAAGACAGACAACCUCGAGUUCUUGGUUGAUGUUGCGCCCAGGACAAGUACAUGGGGCACUGUGAAGAAGAAGUUGGAUGAGAAGGAGAAGGAGGACGCGAAGAAGAAGGAGAAGGACGGGAAGAAGGAUGGCGCGGUCAACGGACAGAAGACGCUGGACGGUGCUUCCAAGACGGCAGAGGGUGCGGACAAGGACACAGAGACACCCACCAACGGCGCUUCGACAAUCUCGCCUACACCAGCCAUACCAGACGAGACGCCCGAUGCCAUGGAUGUCGACCAAGAGGUCGAGCGCGUGGAGGACAGCGAACCAGAAGAGGACGCAGCGGCGAUGCAGAUCGAGAUGGAGAUGCGCGGGCCCCCUCGCCAACCCACUGCGAGUGCAAGCAAGAGCCCAGAGGCUAGGCGGUCAACAGGUGGAUUUACUGCGAUCAAUGGUCAAAAGUGA
This is a messenger RNA of Alternaria ethzedia, 702 nucleotides long. RefSeq lists its product as uncharacterized. Lineage: Eukaryota; Fungi; Ascomycota; Dothideomycetes; Pleosporales; Pleosporaceae. The coding region runs from base 1 to 702 and encodes 233 amino acids. Gene Ontology annotation, cellular component: CHRAC; nucleus. The transcript is spliced from 2 exons. Gene Ontology annotation, molecular function: protein heterodimerization activity. The record is from RefSeq and is a predicted model, not a curated record.